GGUAGAGGCUGGAUUGUGAUAGCGACAGAUGCCUAGAAAACUGUGAGGGGCACUCCUCAGCUUCAACACAGUCCCAGACUGCACCUCCGAGAGCAGGGGCGGAAUCUGCAGCUGUCACUCUAAAGGUUUACCUCCAUUACCACAUCCAGCCGGAGCUUGGACAAGUGAUCACUCUCUAGAAAUACAGGAGACAUCAUGGGAGGCAAACUGAGCAAGAAGAGGAAGGGAUAUGAUGUGAGUGACCCCAAAGAGACAAAGGAUGAGACCUCAGCAAUAGUUGGGGGUGCAGAGGAGUCUGCUAAAGUGGAGGCUGUAGCCCCAUCCACAGAAGCUGAGUUGACAGCUAAGGCAGACAAUGUGGUGGAACAAGCUGUGGAGUCAGCUGUGGCAGGAGUAACUGAAGCUGUAAAAGCUCCAGAAGAACCCAAAUCUGCACCUCCGGAGGAACCAGCUCCUGCAGCUCCAGAGAAGGUAGCUCCAGUAGAGGAACCAGUUGCAGCAGCAGAGAAGGCUGCUUCAGUAGAGGAACCAGAUGCAGCAGCAAAGCAGGCUGCUUCAGUAGAGGUUUCAGUUGCAGCAGCACAGGAGGUAGCUCCAGUAGAGGAACCAGUUGCUGCGGCAAAGGAGUCUGCUCCAGUAGAGGAACCAGUUGCAGCGUCAAAAGAGGCUGCUCCAGUAGAGGAACCCGUUGCAGCGACAAAGGAGUCUGCUCCAGUAGAGGAACCAGUUGCAGCGUCAAAAGAGGCUGCUCCAGUAGAGGAACCCGUUGCAGCAGCAAAGGAGGCUGCUUCAGAAGAGGAACCAGUUGCAGUAGCAAAGGAGGCUGCUCCAGUAGAGGAACCAGUUGCAGCAGCAAAGGAGGCUGCUUCAGUAGAGGAACCAGUUGCAGUAGCAAAGGAGGCUGCUUUAGUAGAGGAACCUGUUGCAGCAGCAAAGGAGGCUGCUUCAGUAGGGGAACCAGUUGCAGUAGCAAAGGAGGCUGCUCCAGUAGAGGAACCAGUUGCAGCAGCACAGGAGGAAUCUCAAGUAGAGGAACCAAUUGCAGCAGCAAAGGAGGCUGCUCCAGUAGAGGAACCAGUUGCAGCCGCACAAGAGGCAUCUCAAGUAGAGGAACCAGUUGCAGCAGCACAGGAGGCAGCUCAAGUAGAGGAACCAGUUGCAGCAGCAAAGGAGGCAGCUCAAGUAGAGGAACCAGUUGCAGCAGCACAGGAGGCAGCUUCGGUAGAAGAACCAGUUGCAGCAGUAGAGGAACCAGCUCCAGUCGUACAAGAACCUGGUGUAGCAGCAAAGGAAUCUGUUCAAGCAGCAGAAGAACUCACUGCAGCAGCAGAGGAGUCAGCUCCAGUAGUUGAGGAAGUUGAAGAACAAGCUCCAGCAGAGAUCUCAGAGGCUACAACAGCAGCAUCAAAAGAACCUGCGCCAAGUGAGGUUGAACCUGAGUCUGCAGCUGUACCCGAAGAGCUCCCUGUAGAAGAACCUGCUGUAGCUGUAGAAUCUGUGCCAGAGCCAGAGGUUGUUCUGGCUAGCACAGAAGACCAAGAGGCAGAGCCCAUGCCAAAGACUGUUACUGAGCCGGAAGCCACUGUGGAGGAGACAGUGAGGCCUGCUGCUGUCCCCGAACCUGAACCAGUGGCUGAGCCAGCUGUAGAGCCAAUGCCGGAGCAAGCCACAGUACCAGAGCAAACACUCAAACCAGAGCCCGAGCAACAACCAGAUCCAGAACCCAAACCAGAGCAAACACCAGUGCCGGAGCUUAAAAUAUCGCCAGAACCUGAGAAAGAGGCUGUUGCAGUGGAAUCUGCAGCAGAGAAACAAGUAGAGAACAUUGAGCCAGAACCAAUUGUAGCCACAUCUGACACUGAAGUACCUGAGGUCUUGGAGACUGCAGCAGAGGAGGUCCCCGCAGAAUGUCAGCCUAUAGAAGAGGAAACUGCAACAGGAGCCUCCAGCACUGAGGCGGCAGCUGAGCCAGAAGUAGCAGAACCUGUCCCUGAAAUUGUCAUCUCAGAGUCUGUUUCUGCCAGCGAAAUUACUGCUGAGUCUGAAGAGGUAACUGAAGCCUCUGUGAAAGAGGUGCCUUGCCCAGAGCCUGAGGUUGAAAGCAAUGAGGAAAAUGGAAAUUUAGAGAGCCCUGUUACAGAGGAUGUGGCAGAAGUAGAUGCACCUCCAGCUGUGAAUGGAGAGUGUACAGAUUCUGCCGCCGCACAGACAGAGGAAUGUGUUAACGGUGAUGAAAAGCCAGAGGAGAUGCCUAUCAAGGAGCAGAGUGACUUUGAACUGAAAAAGGACAUGAACCUGAGUGGGGAUGUCCAGGAAGUUCCCGAUGCAGUCUCCGACAUGAUGGUGGGUCUCAGCACUGAAGUCACCCAGGCAGUCUGAAAAGAAAGUAUCUGUCAAAUCAAUGUGAAUUCAGUUUAAUCCUCCGAUUGUGCGAGAAAACCAUCAAGGUAUCACACACAGCUAGGCUUUCUGUAAUGCUGUAACCACCGCAAUGUUUAUAGUGGUAACUCAGGCAAACGGAUGUUUUCUUUUGAGUAACCAAAAAUGAAAUGCAACAACUUGAGGAUAGAAAGAGAGACGGACAGAAACACAGAGAGAGAGAUAGGAAGUAAGAUGGGAGUGCAGACAAGAGACAUUUGGAAUUUGAAGGUGAAUGCAGACGGACAGUGAAACUAGACAGAAGAGGAAAAACACUAGAGAGUAAAUAUGGUAUUAAUGAAUGGAAUGAAUAAAUCUGUGUGUGAGCCCGAUGAAUAUUACAAAGUGGUUUAUUGGAAAAGCGUUCAUUAUUAGUAUGUUAUCUGAUUUAGAAUGUCGUAUAUCCUUUCUAUUACUAUAUGCAGAGACCUGACAUAAAUGUUUUGGCCUUUUCUAAUAAUGGUACCUGUGAGGACUGUUCAUUUCAAAUUGAUUGUUCGGAAUAGAGAAUAAAAAGAGAUUGUUAUAGCCUACA
This is a messenger RNA of Micropterus salmoides (largemouth bass), 2953 nucleotides long. Its product is annotated as calphotin. NCBI's taxonomy places the organism in Eukaryota, Metazoa, Chordata, Actinopteri, Centrarchiformes, Centrarchidae. The coding region runs from base 196 to 2379 and encodes 727 amino acids. The transcript has 2 exons. The record is from RefSeq and is a predicted model, not a curated record.